CACUUCUGGACCUCCAGUGCCCAGUGCAGGGCCAGGCACAGAGAGGGCUCCAGAAGGAUUUGAUGAGUGAGUGAAUGGAUGAAUGAGGAGCUUAGUGAAUGGAUGACCAGUGAAUGAAUGAAUGAGUAAGUGAAUGAAUGAACAGUAACUAAAAAUGAGCCCUAGAAGAAGCUAGGUCAGCCUGAGGCCCUCCAGGUAUGCCCACACCCCCAGGGAGGCUGGAAUUUGGGGGGGCAGGGUCAUCCUGCUGGCCAGUGUCCUCCCAGGCCAGUAGGGCCUGUGUUCAGCAUCAGGCUCUGCAGUAAUGGGGCCUGGGUGGUGGGAUGGCUCUGCCGAAGGGAGCAUGAGCAAGGUGAUUGUGUACUGGUUGUGCAGGCACAGGGGCAGGCUCAGGAAACAGGUUCACAGGCUGUAGAGGACCCAAGCCGCCAAGGGCUUCCCGGGGACUCCAGGCUGACUUACGCGUCCCAUGUCCUUGGCCAUCUGGGGGAACGGGCACAGUCACCCCUUUGGGGCAGUUUGCAGAGAGCUUGCCCAUGCACACAACCAGGAGGGCCAGGCAGGGGGCUCACCCAAGCCUCCACGCACCCUGGCCAGUGCUCCAAGCCACCCCAUCCACGCCGGCCUGCAGAUUUGAAGUCUGAGACACCUGUCCCCUCCAUCAGUGGCCUUUCACACUCUCUAAGCUUAAAAGGAGAAGGAGGAACCCCCCUCCCACUGCCUCCUCUCAAAGCCAGCGAGGCUGGAGCAUGUGAAGGGAGUCGGGGUCCCCCACCACACAGAGCCACCUCGUAAUUCAGUUUUAAAGCAUGAAAAAAGGGAGUUGAUGAAAUCCCGCUAUCAGCGCUGAGCCAAUAUGCAAAAUAUCUCACCCCCAAUCAAAUAGCUAUUAUGUUUUCAUUUCCAUUUCAGCGUCCGGCUUAAUGAGCAGGAGACGGAUCAGUGCGAGGGUGUCUGCUUGCCAUGAUAACCGAGAAGCUUGGGGCGUUUUGGGGGCUGUGCCCAACUCUGCCCUGAAGGGCCAGUGGCCACAGUUGCCCCUCACUGACACCCCUGACUGGGGAAGGAGACCAGCGCUGCUCUCUGGGGUCCGAAGGGCUCAGGGAUGGGUGUAGCCUGGCUCAACACAGGCAGGGUAUAGUGUCAGAAAGGGUGGCAUGGGGCAGGGGUCUGAAGUCAGUCCCCUGCCUUCCUGUCCCGCUGCCCCGGCCCUGCUUCCUAGAUGACAGCAAGUCUACUCCUCUUCCUGGGCCUCAGUUUCCUCAUCUGAAAAGUAGGCGUGACUCAGACUUACCUCUGAGGGCACUGGGAGGCUUGGGGAGGGAGACAUGCCUAUUGGAGGGUAGCAUUCAGGGCCUGCCUCCCCCUCCACACUACCCCCAAUGAACCUGGUCCCCUGGCCACCCAUAUCCCUCCCAUUGUCCUUUCCGCGGCUCCUCCCAUCAACCCAUCCAGCUCCCAGGAGUGUGUUUCCCUUCCUGCGCACCCUUUCCCACCUGCCCCUUUGUGCUGGGACCACCAACCUUCUGAGCCUCAGUUUCCCCAUCUGAAGUAGGGAUGUGAAGACGACCUUGCUGGGCUUUGGGAGGAGCUAAGGACGACAUUUGUAAAAUGCUGAGCCCAGGGGCUGGUACACAGUCAGUGCUUAAUAAGCAUGUGCCCCGCCCCAUUUCCCAGGCCAUGCUAGUCAGUGGGUGGUCGCAGUGGUUGAUGUUGAUCGAGCAUGUUCUAUGCCAAGCCCUGAGGGCAGUCCUCUGAUUUGGGCCAACAACACACUUUCUCCUCUUGUAUUUCCAUUCGUAGACGAGGAAACCGAGGUUCUUAGAGUCCGGCGGCUUGCCUGAGGUCACACAGACACUGUUCCCUCGGAGAUAUGGAGGCCAGAGAGGAGGCACAGGCUGUGGACAUGGGCCUCACAGAGAGGGAGGCAGCAGUGCUGGAGCCAGAACCUGCAGGGGAGCCUGAGCCCCCAAGCCCUUCCAGUGGAGACACAGAGCCACCCAUAUCCCCACCACCGCAGCCACCCCCCACACCCCCAGGAGGUCCUGAGGAGAUAGAAGGGCAGAAGCCAGAGACACGGCCAGAGGAGGAGUCAGGCAGCACCUGGAGUGGACCAGACGAGCUGGAACCGGUGCUGCAGGAUGACAGGCAGUGGUGCGUGCGAGCCCGGCGAGGCCUGGCCGAGGGCUUUACCUGGGGCCCAUUCCGUGGCAGCAUCCAGAGCAGAGCCUUGUCCCCCAGGCAGGCACAACCGAGCCCUCCCCUGACCCUGCAGCUGGAGGAUGAAGUCUGCUGGCUGAGGACACUGCCCCAGGCUGAGUCGGAGGCUGAAGCCAACUCACUGAUCUACAGGAAGGACGAGGCGCUCUGGUGCAGGACCACCAAGCCGGUGCCAGCGGGCGGGCUGCUGAGCAUGCGCCUCGUGGCUGAGUCCCACAGUGCCCCCAGCCCGCCCAGGAAGAGGGAGCCAGGGGAGGCCGAGGGCCAGGCUCCCGUGCACACGGACAUUCAGCUUCUGCCCCAGCAGGCCGGCAUGGCGUCCAUCCUGGCCACAGCGGUCAUCAACAAAGACAUCUUCCCCUGCAAGGACUGUGGCAUUUGGUACCGGAGCGAGCGCAACCUGCAGGCCCACCUGCUCUACUACUGCGCCAGCCGCCAGGGCGCUGGCUCUCCCGCCGUGGCGGCCACUGAGGAGAAGCCCAAGGAGGCCUACCCCAACGAGCGCGUCUGCCCCUUCCCCCAGUGCCGCAAAAGCUGCCCCAGCGCCAGCUCCCUAGAGAUCCACAUGCGCAGCCACAGCGGAGAGCGCCCCUUCGUGUGUCUGAUUUGCCUGUCAGCCUUUACCACUAAAGCCAACUGUGAGCGGCACCUGAAGGUCCACACGGACACCCUGAGCGGUGUAUGUCACAGCUGCGGCUUCAUCUCCACCACGAGGGACAUCCUCUACAGCCACCUGGUGACCAGUCACAUGAUCUGCCAGCCCGGCUCCAAGGGUGAGCUCUACUCACCAGGCGCUGGAUUCCCGGCUGCCAAACCCCCCGCAGACAGCCUGGCCAACUUCCCGCAUCAUGCAGUCCUGCAUGGCGCCCUGGCCACCGCGGACCUGGCGCCCACCCUAUCGCCAGGGCUGGAGAGGAAGCCCCACGCCGAAGCCACAAACGGAGAAGCCUGGGCAGCCCCCCAGAAUGGCGGUGAACCUCCCGUCAUCCCCCGGAACAUCAAGGUGGAGGCAGAGGAGGAGCCAGAAGUGUCGAAGGCUUCGAGCCCCACGCCCCGGGCCCCCUCACGCACGCCGUCGCCGCGCAGCCCCCCGGUGGUGCAGGUCAAGGCCGAGCGCUCCAGCCCCUCGCCCGCCUGCAGCCCCGCGCCCGGAGAGCUGGGCACGCCGGCUGGGCCGCUCUUCUUGCCGCAGUUCGUGCUCGGCGCGGACGCGGUGCCGCAAGCCUCGGAGAUCCUAGCCAAGAUGUCCGAGCUGGUGCACAGCCGGCUCAAACAAGGCCAGGGGGCGCCGGGCCUCUUCGCGGGGGCGCCGGCCCCCAAGGGCGCCACCUGCUUCGAGUGUGAGAUCACCUUCAACAAUAUCAACAACUACUACGUGCACAAGCGCCUCUACUGUUCCGGCCGCCACCUGGCCGAGGACGCGCCCGGCGUGCGCAGGCCCAAAGGACCCCUGUCCGCGCCCGCCGGGAACCUGCGGUCGCCUCCGCACCCGGCCCCGGAGUGCGACGCGGGCCGCUCGCCGCCCAGCCCCGAGGCGCGGGAGGAGGCCGGCGCGGGACCCGGGGCGCAGGCAGCGACCCCCGAGGCCGAGGCGGUCGGCCGGGGCAGCGAGGGCAGCCAGAGCCCCGGCAGCUCGGUGGACGACGCGGAGGACGAUCCGAGCAGGACGCUGUGCGAGGCCUGCAACAUCCGCUUCAGCCGCCACGAGACCUACACGGUGCACAAGCGCUACUACUGCGCCUCCCGCCACGACCCGCCGCCCCGCCGGCCAACCACCUCCACGCCUGCGGCAGGCGCCCCGCCGCCGGCGCGCACGCGCAGACGCCGGAAGCUCUACGAGCUGCAUGCGCCCGGCGCCCCGCCCCCGCCAGCACCUGGCCACGCCCAUCCUUCGCCGGCCGAGCCGCCCGCGUCGCCGCGCCCCGGAAGCGGAAGUGGCCGCGCACUCUCCCCGGGCGCUGAUGCCGCCGACGGCCCCAUUGACUUGAGCAAGAAGCCUCGGCGCCUGGGCACCGAGGGGCCACCCGUUCCUGCAGCGCCCGGGCCGCUGCCUCUGGCCGACUACCACGAGUGCACAGCGUGCCGCGUGAGCUUCCACAGCCUCGAAGCCUAUCUGGCGCAUAAGAAGUUCUCGUGCCCCGCCGCGCAGCUCCGCGGCCUGCGCGCUCCCGACGACGCCCCCUCCGCCGCCGCCGCCGCCGCCGCCGCCGUCGUGUGCCCCUACUGCCCCCCGAACGGCCUGGUGCGCGGCGACCUCCUAGAGCACCUCCGCCGGGCUCACGGGCUGCUGGUGGGCAGGCCCCCAGCCGGCCCCGGGGCGCCCGAGGCCCGGACGCCACCUGCCCCCGCCGCCUCCCCGCCGCCGCGCGCUCCCCGGGACAGCCUCAACGGUCAGGAGCCGGCCGCCGGCAGCCCCCGGCCCGGCCCGCCCGCGUCCCCGGCCUCCACGCCGGCCGGCAGCCUGUCGCCAGUGCCUGACGCUCUGUUGCCGCCCCCGCCGACGACCCCUGCCCACUCGGACAAGGGUGUGCAGACCCCCGGCAAGGGGCCGCCGGUGCCCAACGGCAACCACAGGUACUGCCGUUUGUGCAACAUCAAGUUCAGCAGCCUGUCCACCUUCAUCGCCCACAAGAAGUAUUACUGCUCCUCCCACGCUGCGGAGCACGUGAAGUGAGCUGGCCGCCGCACUCUGCUCCUUGUCACCCCAGGAGCCGGGGCUGGCCCGUAAGGAUGGGACUGCCCCCAGGCUCUGGGGACGCUUGCUCCCGCCACCCACACGCGCGGAGCACGGGCCUCGGCAGACGGGGACUGCUGGUGGCAGCGCCCAGCUGGACUAUUGGCACUUAAUAAAGACGUUAAGUUUGGUGAGCACAGUGGUGGACAGGUCUCCUUCUCUGAGCAGAAAGUAAAGGGGGCCCUGAUAGCAGUUCCUGGCCAGUUCCUUGGACACCAAGCACUGUCCCAAACACCUCCGGCUGCCGCGUUUUUGGUGGCCUGAGGUCAGCACCACCCCUAGCGCUCACGGGCCAGUGGGUCCGGAAUGAUCAGGGCUCUUGCCAGAGUCGAACAGCUAGCAAUGGCUGGAGCCCCAGGUCAGUGUGGGGCCACAGGAUAUGCUGUGUGGCUGUUCUGGGCCCACUCCCAGCACUGCCCAGACCCACUAGGGGCUACCUCCCUGCAAGACCCGACCAAGAAGGCCGGCCUGGUCACCACAUACUAAGGGCGUAGUCCUGGCUGCGCACAGCCCUCCCAUCCACUUGGUCCCAGGGACCUGGGUGGCACCUGUCCACUCUUUGACCACCAGGGAUGGGAGCUGCUGGGAAGGAGCUGGAGAGAAUAGAGAGGAUGGAGCCCCAUGGUUGCUGAGGCAGGGGUAGAGUAGGACAAAGCAGAGCCCAUGCACCGGGAGGGGCCACGUUUGAGCUUGAUUCCUAAAGCUUUCCUGACAAUGAGGAGGAGGGCCAAAUCCUGACCCAGGUUUUGCAUCUGUUGGUGCACACCCCCCUUGGAGAGCAAGUGGGUUUGGGCACCUUCUGGGGCAGGGCAGUGUAGGAGCCAUGCAGGGUGAUGGCUAAUGAGCCCGUGCCUUGAGAUGUGUAACAGUCACCCACGUCGUCCACAGGCUCUUGCCCAGCUGACUUCCACCCCCGGCCUGAGCUUGUCCGGACUGGGUUCUCAGCAUUCAGGGCUCCUGCACCCUCCAAGGGGCCUGGAAAACUGUACAGCUACCAUGCUUUACAUUCACUCUCUGUAGACCAGCUGGGUGGAGAGGCAGUCCAGGCCUGUGAUGGGCACUCAGCCCUUCCUGGGUUGGAACAAGCAGCUGCAGUGUGCCCCUCAUUUGCAUUGUUCUGUGUGAAUUUGCAUGGAAGGUUCCCAAGCCUGCCCCCAUCUGGGCCCCUGAGGGACUGCAGGUAUUGCUGUGAUUUCCAAACACUUCAAAAACUUGACCCUGAAUCGGAAUGAGCUUACUGUAUGUAAAUUGAAAAUAAAUUUUUUUUAUGGUGCUUGAGAACAUCAGGGAUAUGGUCUCAGGUGAUCAGCAGAUGUUGAAAGGGGGAAAAUCCCACUCAGGCUUGACGAGGUAGGCGGCGAGGCAUCCCCACCACCACCACACACAUAUACAUAAACCAAAGAAAACCAAACCCGUUGCCAUUGAGUCGAUUCCAACUCAUAGUCACACGUGUAAAAUGUAAGGCACACACGAGUGUGAGCUGACCCCAGAGGAAAGGGCUGGAAAACAGGCCUACUGGGCCUCACUUGCCGUGUUCCCAGAUGUGCCUCAGUUUCCACAUCUGUAAAAUGAGGAACAAGGAGGGGAUGGACUCAACUGUGCAGCUCCUGAGAGUUCAGCUCAGGAGGCAGAGACUACCCAACCUGUGAACCUCCACCUGAUGGCCCAACUGAGCCAUGCCCUGGUGAGGUCCCCAGCUCUGCAGCCCACAGGCCCCCAAAGGCCCCAGGAGGGAGGGCCACUGAAGCACUGGGUCCUUGGUCACAUGCCCCCCAUCACCACCACGCUAGGCUGGGCCUCCUGCCACCCCUGCUCCAUCGA
Molecule: messenger RNA, 6775 nt
Organism: Loxodonta africana (African savanna elephant)
Lineage: Eukaryota; Metazoa; Chordata; Mammalia; Proboscidea; Elephantidae
Gene: ZFPM1
Product: zinc finger protein, FOG family member 1
Exons: 10
Coding region: 1874-4894 (1006 amino acids)
Biological process (GO): positive regulation of transcription by RNA polymerase II; heart development; erythrocyte differentiation
Cellular component (GO): nucleus
Molecular function (GO): RNA polymerase II-specific DNA-binding transcription factor binding
Source: RefSeq, a predicted model, not a curated record